UUCAACCUAUAUAUAUUAUAUACAUCUUUCUGUGUGUAACACAACAUGGCCAGCUACGACGUUUCUGUUUCAGGUAAUUCUUUACAGCAACCCAAGAAGGGUGACCUGAGCUUGUUCGCCUUCACCGACGACGAGAUCAUGAAUCAAAUUUAUGCCACCCAUGUCCACGAUGUUGAAAAGUUUGAUGUUGAAUCUCUUUUCAUUGUCGUCGAGAACAUCCUUAAGCGUGCCACCCAGGUCGCUGACAAUGUUGUGCUGGGAACCCAAGGAAACGUGGAACACUUGGAGGAGAAGACCCCCAAACCAACUUUUAGUCCACCCUUGUGCACCCUGAAAAACAUUUCCUGUGAGAUGCAAUGCCAGGCUCCGGGAGAGGAAACUGCAUACGAAACAACACUCUCAAUCCUCAACAAGUUAUCACACUACUCAUGGAAUACAAAAGCAGUGUUGACUCUUGCUGCUUUUGCUUUGGACUAUGGUGAUUUCUGGCUGCUUGCCCAGAGCCAAUCGACUGACCAGCUGGCCAAAUCUAUGGGAACCCUGAGGCGGGUGUCUGUGCUCUUGAAGCGCCCAACCCUGCAGAAACACAGGCAGUCACUCAUUGAACUCAACACUCUCAUCAGAUCUACACUGGAAGUGAUUGAAUGCAUCGUUGAACUGGAGAAGCUCCCCAAUUAUGCAACGGAUGUCCCUGCAUUGUCAACAUGCAUGGCCCAUAUCCCAGUCGAUGUUUUCUGGGCAAUUGCCACUGUUGUUGCCAGCACCACUCAGCUUUGUUGCCUCACAAGCGACGAAGACAAGAAGCAGGAACUUUCCCAGUUCUCUCAGAAGAUCAACGUCAUCCUCACGAAACUCAGGAGGCAGAUAACACUUUGUAGGCAACAAAUAGAGGAGGGAAAGGCUUAUUGGGAGCUCAAAAAAAUAUUUCGAACCCGUACGGAGAUCAUGGAGGUAAUUAAAGCACUGAUUUAUUCCAAGGACAACCCGCAGCCCCUGUUUGAUGGUUUUACCAAAAUACCGGUUAACAUUGAUGUGGUGAAGGGGAAGAAUGUGUUAUUGUUCAUUUCGGGGCUAGACAUAUCCAAUUAUGACAUUUCAAGUCUCAGGUCAAUUUAUGAUUCCAUAAGUAAGGGUGAUGAGUAUAAGAUUGUAUGGAUUCCAAUUGUGGACCAAUGGACUGAUGAGCUGCAAAAGAAGUUUAAGUACUGGGUGUCUAACUUCCCAUGGUACGCGGUGCAAUACUUUUCACUAAAAGCAAGCAUCAGAUUCAUCAAGGAGGAUUGGUACUUCAACGGUACUAAUCCAUCCGUUGUGGUGGUCAAUCCGCAAGGAAUGGUGGUACAUGAGAAUGCAAUCCACAUGAUCAGAUUAUGGGGAAUGAUGGCCUUCCCUUUCACCACCCUACAGGAAGAAAAUCUAUCGACUAGAAGGGAUUGGUUUGUCUCCAUAGCAACCAACGUUCACCCAAAUAUAGAUAACUGGAUCAAAGAUGAAAAGUACAUCUUUUUCUACGGAGGCAAGGACAAGGAGUGGAUCCAACAAAUUGCUAAAAGACUGACUGCACUUGCCAAUGAUGCGGCGAUAAAGGAAGCAAGGAUUCCCAUAGAGUUGGUGUGCGUUGGAAAGGGCAGCAAAGGAGAGGACAACCUGGACAUCCUAGGUCGAUUCUGGACAGGCAUUGAGAGCAUGUUCAUUUCCAAGACUCAUAGGAAGACCGAAAUCGACUCUACGACACUUGAAAUCCAGAAACUGCUUUCCUACAAGAAUGAGAGCGGAUGGGCUGUGCUGACAAAAGGAUCUAAUGUGGUGCUCAGUGGUCAUGGGACAACUAUGUCCAACGUUGUGCAGGAGGUUGACAAAUGGAAGGGGUUUGUGCACGACAAGGGCUUUGAAUUCACUUUCAAAGACCACCAUAACAAGCUUCUUCGCACUGUCCACAUCUGUUGCUGCAUUGAAAUUUCCAACACCAGUGGAAGAAUUCUUCAGAACAUGAAAUGCCCCGACUGUUCCCGCAUCAUGGAGACAUAUAUAAGCUUCAAGUGCUGCCACAGUGAUGGUUCUGCCAACGGAGUGCAUUAAUUAUAUAUGUGGCUUCUUUCUUUCUCAAGUGUUUCAAUAAGGACAGCAUCUAUCAAGAUGCAUGUCGAGUUCCUAGUUUAAGUUGAAGUCGAAGUCAGAGUCCUUGUUAACUUGUAGUACAAGUCUCGGUUGUGAGCUUAUUUAAGAAGCAGUUAUGGAAUAAAGUGGAGUAGAGAAAUAUCUUAAGACGUGAA
This is a messenger RNA of Corylus avellana, 2273 nucleotides long. RefSeq names its product protein SIEVE ELEMENT OCCLUSION B. The record is from RefSeq and is a predicted model, not a curated record. NCBI's taxonomy places the organism in Eukaryota, Viridiplantae, Streptophyta, Magnoliopsida, Fagales, Betulaceae. Gene Ontology annotation, biological process: phloem development.